This is a messenger RNA of Marasmius oreades (fairy-ring Marasmius), 1365 nucleotides long. RefSeq lists its product as uncharacterized. The transcript is spliced from 5 exons. Bases 127 to 1173 code for a protein of 348 amino acids. The record is from RefSeq and is a predicted model, not a curated record. NCBI's taxonomy places the organism in Eukaryota, Fungi, Basidiomycota, Agaricomycetes, Agaricales, Marasmiaceae.
GAGUCAAUUUCUAUUCAGGCGCCCGACGUCGUUCCGCAGCAAAGCGAGAUCUUUAUCAACUUCAACUUCAUUCAGUUUCGUCCUUCUUUUGACGCCGGAUCCGUUGAAGAAUACUAUAAGAACAGGAUGACUAUUGAUCCCUCGCCCUCGACGUUACCCACUCCCACAUCCUUCCUCAGCAUGAGCCCUUCCAAAUGGCUUAUCUUCCCCGCGUCUUUCUUGUUCACUUUGGUAGUGAUGCUCCCUCUUUCAGGUUUACUCGUUCGUUGGAGAGCACAUUUUAGCCCUACGCGCACGAGGAGAGAGGGCAGUGGGGAGGAACAGGUACAGCAAGAGGCUAUGAAAUCUCCUGUAAUGGGGUAUUUCACUAUUGCCAGGAAAGUGUACGCUCUUGAAGGAUUGAAGGGGCUCUAUAAAGGCAUAGGAAUGCAACUAAUUAGCAUCGUCAUCAGUUCUGCGCUGUCGCACUUGAUCAUUCCUUUCCCUUUCUUCACCAGUGGAGGAGAUGAGUACAAACCACCAACGAGAAAACCCCGAGGCAGCAUUCAUUUCGGCAAUCCCGAUAUCCGUGUUUCAACCCAUCUCGCCGACUGGGUGUUACGUCUAGCAAUUGACAUUCCUACUCAGAUACUUCUAAAUCGCGCAAUAACCACGCCCUACAAACUCAGUUUCACCUCCCCAUUGAAAUCCCUCUCUCUCCUUCUAUCACCUUCCGAACUCCAAAACCCAUCAAACCUAUACCUCAUACCUGGAAUCACCCUUUCUAGAUUCCUCUUGGUCUUCUCUUGGGCUGCCGUCGACCCUAUCAUUAGUCUUUUGAUCCCAGUGUACGAUCCUAAUUCGCCUAGUGCUGGUGGUAGUGGAGUUCGAGCGCAGGUACCAUUUUUGGCGUUCACGGUCCUCGGAUCGAUUAUUAAAACGCCGUUGUCGGUUGCUAGUGUUCGGUUGUCGCUUCAGAGGUUUGAGCAUGGGGGUACUCCGCCGGGAAAUGAAGCUGAACCUUCGGAUACGACGGUGCAAUUGGAGAGGUAUUCGACAGAAGAUGUUAUCACACUAAAAGACACUCGCCGGUAUCCAUACACCGGACUGCUUGAUUGUCUGAAUACGAUUAUUAGGGAAGAAGGGUGGAAGACGUUGUUUAGAUCUGGAUGGUUGACUUUUCUUGGAAUAUGAAUAUGUAACCAUCGGUGGAUCGGCGGAUCAUGCAUCAUGGUUGAGUUUGUCGCUGGUGUGCGUGGUAGAUUGGUAUCAAGUGUGUUGUGAACAAAGUAAGAAUGAGAAGGGCUUGAUGUACAUAUGUACUAUGCUUUGUGCUUUAUUAUGUAGUAACGCGCGCGUCGAAUGGAAUUUUUUUUUUAAAUGUAA